Messenger RNA from Pyricularia grisea, 1770 nucleotides. RefSeq lists its product as uncharacterized. Gene Ontology annotation, molecular function: GTPase activity; GTP binding. The transcript has 5 exons. Bases 1 to 1770 code for a protein of 589 amino acids. Gene Ontology annotation, biological process: small GTPase-mediated signal transduction. The record is from RefSeq and is a predicted model, not a curated record. NCBI's taxonomy places the organism in Eukaryota, Fungi, Ascomycota, Sordariomycetes, Magnaporthales, Pyriculariaceae.
AUGAUGGACCUAGACUGGCCUAUGGAUACGUUUCUGCGUCCAAACCAUCCGGCACCUUCACAGUCAGUAGGAUCAACAACUCCUGAGGGGCCAUUCCAGUUCACAGCCGGCAGGCGUCGGCGCAAUGACAGUAUCCACAAGGACGACGUGGAAAUGAUUACGGAACCUUUGUACGCAGACUUGGACGAGCAAGGAAACUCAGUCAUUCGCCCAGGCUUCUCUUCGUGGCUGUCAGCUCUCCCUGAUCCCAUCAGCCCGAUCGAGAGGUACCAGCGCGAGUUGAAAUCGUACCCCACGGGAGUUGUGCGGCUGGCCAAGCGACGAAGAGAUGAGUUUGAAGGCGGCCAUGUUGGCAAGCCUGCCCACGCUGUGUAUGUGGGAGGUCGACCGGGAACUCCAGCGGAUGGGGUUAUUCAUCGAGUCGACUGUGCAAAGACCACAAGAGAGCAUGUAAAAUACCUCGGAUCUCUCAACUCGGGUAUCAUCCAUAGGGAGCGGCCUCCUGUGGUUCAAUACUCUUUGCCACGUGAGGGCGAUGUCCAGCGGCCCAUUGUUUGGAAGAAGCCAUACGAUGAGCAGCAACAGCAGCAACAGGAGAGCCAAGAACACCUCAAGCGGAAACAGCCCUCCCAAGAAAAGCAACGUCACAGAAAGCUGCAAAAAAAGCAGCCCGAGCAGCUGCCAAUGGAUCUUGAUAACGACAAUGACCAAAACAAGCAUGCGCAAGAACCACCUAGAAAGCUAGCACGCCUCAAUAUACUCACAAGAGCCUUUUCCAGACGAAGCCGCAAGAGUUCAACAGCAAGUAACCACCCCGGUGGAUCGGAUUUGGAGCGCCCAGGAACGUCACUGGGCGAUGUCUUCUUCUCAUCACGUCGACGUUCCACCUUUCAAGGCGGCGCCGAUGUUAGCCCACGCCGACUAAGUCUGAAUCUCAACAAGCUCACGGAGUCAGAUCGGUCAGCAACGCCAAAUGGGGCUAGCAACCGGACAAUCCAUGGCCUCUCAUCGCGCCUGAGUUCAAUGUUCACCGUUGACGCGCCUCCGCCGAUGGAGGAUGACCGGCCCAGGGUUCUUAGCCCACAGGACACCCAAUCUGGAGACUACCGCAUGCAGAUUGCCCUUGUCGGAGAUGCGACUGUUGGAAAAAGCAGUUUGAUCAAACAAUUCCUCGCUGCCCACUUUGACAAAGAGUACAAUCCCACCAACAAAGACCUGCACUUGGUCCUUCUCCCAUGUGGCGGAGGAACCUCCUGCCGCCUAGAGCUACACGACUGUGGUGGCGGUCAGGAAGAGAGUGACAUUAGCUAUCUUGCUCAGAGUUGGUGGGACGCAAUUGUCAUUUGCUAUUCGAUUGGUGACUCGGCCUCGUUAUCUUCCUGUACAACUCGUUGGAUAGAUGAUGCUCGCAAAAAUGCGGAGGGUGUGCCGGUUUUUCUUGCAGGCCUAAAGAGUGACCGCCGAAGGCCUCAUCUCGAACUUGCAUUUAUCCCGGAGUGCAAAAUUGUUUCACGCUAUGAUGGCGAGGAGGCGGCACGAGCUAUUGGUGCCGAGCGAUACCUUGAGUGCUCCGCUAAAAGUUGUGAAGGUGUCGAAAACCUUUUCAGAGCUGUGGUAAGCAGCUCUUUGCCACGUGUAAUCGAGAACACUCGGCGCGCUUCAGAUCGACACCAUAUCUACAAGCCGAAAGCCGAGAUGCUCUACGGAACCGGACGCAAGAUCAAGGACUUCAUUCGUACUACCAGAGAUGAGAGGCCUAGUACAUCAUAG